CACAUGACAUUGUCACAGUGUGGCUGCUUAUGACGGACACACAUCGCAGGUUGAGAGGGUUCCACGAGGAAUUGAUUCAGGGCUUGAGAAGUUCUGGGGGUAAGAAAGGUUGGGAUCAAGUUCUAAGCGUGUUUUCAGGAUGUCCAAGCAGCUGGGACGGAUGCGGUAGACACCUAUCGUAAGACGAGGGAGUCGAGUGGAGUCCUCUGCAGUCCAACUGGAGAAACUGCACCAGCAAUCCCACAGCCCUCCCCGCCGUUUACAUGCAGAGUCUUCUUCCAGGAGAUCCGGAAGCCCUCAGGACUCUGCGCCUCUGACAGCAGUGCCUUGAACCCAUCCAUGGCUUUGAGCAAAUGGAAAGGUUACCGGCAGCAGCUGGACGGGAAUCUGGACACGGCAGAGGGUCUCUGGGGCCACCCCGAAGCCGCCAGUCAGGGUUGGAGGGGGCAGCGAUGUGUUACCCAUUUGUAGGAGCCUCUGUGGUCCUGGUCUGACUCUCUCGCUCCUGAUCACAGCAGGCAGGUGUCUGGUCUGAGCUAAAACAAACUACCAACAUGUGGCGAGAGUAGAGAAAAGAGGCUCUGCGUGGACCCUCCUUCAUGCCUCCCGGUGUGUCGGUGAAAAUGCUGGCACAUUCCUUCCUGCAGGAGGCUAGCAGGUGUGUGAGGGUCGCUCAUCACAGCCACCGGGUCUCCUGGGCAGGAUUCCCGAGGCGAAUGAUCGGUACUUUCCACGGAACCCGCGCUUUGCAUUUCAAGUCCUGUUUUGCCUGGAGGAAAUGGGCGUGGGGACGUGGAAAUGUGGCCACAACAGAGCCGCCACUCGGGCUACAAUAUACUUAGUGAAACAAGAAGUCCAUUGGGGGGGGCCUCUGCGGGCUCCGUCAGCUGAGUGUCCGGUUAGGUCACCAGCUCAUACUGUCUCCCUCUCUCUCUGCCUCUCCUCCUGCUCAUUCUGUGUCUCUCUCUCUCUUUCAAAAAUAAAUAUUUAAAAAAAGUGCAUGGAAAGAAGGCGGCUCUGAUACCCUAGCAGCGUUCGGAAGAAACUGUGACUUGUAAAUGCAUCUGUACCGGAAGAAAUGCAAUUUGGGAGGAAACCACAGUCAACAGCCAGCCAACGCUGGUUUCCCAAACGCUGUGGAAUGGGGGCUCAAGGGAGCCAAGGCAUGAAAUAGGACCUGGAUGUAUGGUUCCGUCUUGAAGUGACGAGCUGGGAACCUGGGCGUCCCAAGAAACCUGGACACCGUCCACGGCUGUACCUGUGAGCGUCCAAACAUCCCCGUCUACUCCUCCCAAGUAAGGACAGAGCCGGUGUCCGUGAUCUUUUCUUCAUGGGCAGGAUGACGAGGUCUUGGUUCCUAUACGCCCAGAUCUGUCCGUCACAUGGAACCCUGCUUCUUUCCCUGCGUUUCACUUGAUGCAUAAUGGCGAUGCUGACACAUAGUGUGUCCACAAGCCCCCAAGUUACUCCCGACGGUUCAUCUUGCCAAGAGGAAUUCAGAAAUCAUCCCGGGGGUCGGGGAGACACUGUAUUUUCUCUCCGUUAGUCGGAUUCACAGACGGCCCCCAGGCCAUGCCGGAGUUCCCAAAGUCAUCAGAAGCCAAAGGGCAGGAUGAAACUAUGAUUCUUCCGUAGGAGGGCUGGCAUUUUUCACCUCGAUGAGUCAUUCUGGUGGAAGUCACAGACAACAUCCAGCUACUGCAAGGAAGGUGGCAGGUAUUUUGCUGACUAUACUUCCCCCCGUCCCUGGACUUGUAUCAGGACAUGCAAAUAAGGGAGGCAAAUCAGGUCGCCUCAUUUCUGUCUCACGAAUCUGAAGCAUCUUGACGGGCAGAGCGUGGGCCAGCCUCCCUAUGACAGAGACAGGUAGCCCGAGGAGGCUGCCACUCAGCUCAUGAGUCCAGGUGGCUGCUGAGUGGAUGCAAGACGUCCUCCAAACCACCUUCUCGUCUCGUCCGGGACCACACCGUGUAGCCGUGACUCAAGGAAGCACAUUUUUCCUCUGGCCAAAGAAAAUACGAAGCCAGUCGCCGCUGUAUAUCAUGAAGUUCAGGAGCCUCCUUAUCGCUUUGUCUUGGACGUGUUUACUCCUCAGCCCAUGUGGGGCCCGGGAUGUGCGUGAAGACAAGCCUAAUAUUGUCGUGAUUAUAGUGGAUGAUCUUGGAAUCGGUGACUUGGGCUGCUUUGGCAACGACACAAUGAGGACGCCCAACAUUGACCGCUUAGCCAGGGAAGGCGUGCAGCUGAAUCACCACAUCUCCGCAGCGGCCAUGUGCACCCCCAGCCGAGCUGCCCUCCUCACGGGAAGAUACCCCAUCCGAUCAGGGAUGGUUUCUGAUGGAGGGAGCCGUGUGGUCGCCACGCUUGGAUCCCCUGCUGGACUCCCUCUCAAUGAGACAACAUUUGCGGCCUUACUGAAGGGGCAAGGGUACAGCACGGCACUGAUAGGCAAAUGGCAUCAAGGCUUAAACUGUGAUUCCCGACAAGACCACUGCCAUCACCCAUAUAAUUAUGGGUUCGAUUACUUCUAUGGCAUGCCGUUCACUCUGUUUGAACCUUGCUGGCCGGAUCCCUCACGUGACACAGAAUUGGCCAUCGCGAGUAAAGUCUGGCUCUGUGUCCAGCUGGUCGCCAUCGCUGUGCUCACAGCUAUCCUGGGGAAACUGAGUCGCAUGAUACGUCUCCCCUGGUCCUUCAUCUUCUUCAUGGUUCUUCUUAUUUUUCUGCUGGGCUACUUUUGGUUCUCAAGCUACCAAUCCCGUCUGUAUUGGGAUUGCCUCCUCAUGCGUGAGCACGAGAUCACGGAGCAGCCAAUGAACGGUGAGCGAGCUGGUUCCAUCAUGCUGAAGGAGGCGAUAUCGUUUAUGGAAAGGUGCCGCGAGGGACCUUUCCUGCUCCUGUUCUCCUUUCUGCACGUGCACAUGCCGCUCCCCACCACCACCGACUUCAUUGGCACCAGCCGGCACGGCUUAUACGGGGACAACGUCGAGGAGAUGGACUCCAUGGUGGGCAAGCUUCUCGAUGCCAUCGAUAGUUUUGGCGUGAGGAACCACACGCUUGUUUACUUUACAUCAGAUCACGGCGGGCAUUUGGAGGCACGGGUGGGCCACGCCCAGCUCGGGGGAUGGAACGGAAUAUUCAAAGGUGGCAAAGGCAUGGGCGGCUGGGAAGGUGGAAUUCGCGUCCCAGGACUGGUCCGCUGGCCAGGGAGGCUCCCAGCCGGGAAAGUGGUCGACGAACCGACGAGUCUGAUGGACGUGUUCCCCACGCUGGCGGCUGUCUCAGGAAGCCGCGUCCCGCAGGACAGGGUGAUCGAUGGCCAGGACCUCAUGCCCUUGCUCCAGGGAGACGUUGAGCGCUCGGAGCACGAGUUCUUGUUCCACUACUGUGGUGCGUUUCUGCACGCUGCGCGCUGGCACCCAAAGGACAGCGAGGCCGUGUGGAAGGUGCAUUACGUCACACCCGUGUUCCAGCCACCUGGAGCUCAAGCCUGCUACGAGACCAAGUAUUGCCAGUGUUCCGGAAAGCUGGUCACCUACCACGACCCUCCUCUGCUCUUCGACCUCACCAGGGACCCCUCCGAGUCCACACCUCUGACGCCGGACGCGGAGCCCUGGUACAAUGCGGUGAUCCAGACGGUGGCCAGCGCCGUGAAGGAACACGAGAGGAGCAUCGUUCCCGUCCAGCACCAGCUCUCCGCACUGAAUCGGGACAACACGUGGCUGAAGCCGUGCUGUGGGCUGUUCCCGUUUUGUGUGUGCGACAAGGAAGGGAACACGUCUGCUCCGGGGGCGUGAGGACGAGCAGAGACAGAGGAGAUGCAGCCACGGUCAACGGAUGCUGGAAAUGGUCAGGGAGGGAACUGGAGAUUCCAUGCGAUUCUCUCCCAGUCCAGAUUACUAAAUGCCCAUCAGUGGUGACACUGUCUGUCAACUUCUUCUCCGUUCUUGGUGAUAAAAAUGUCUCGAGGUCCUGUGUGCACCUCACUCAUUGAUAGGGAAAAGGAAAACAAUCAGCCAUUAAAGAAUAAUAAUUGAAAUUA
Suricata suricatta (meerkat) is the source of this 4042-nucleotide messenger RNA. RefSeq names its product arylsulfatase F (gene ARSF). NCBI's taxonomy places the organism in Eukaryota, Metazoa, Chordata, Mammalia, Carnivora, Herpestidae. Gene Ontology annotation, molecular function: arylsulfatase activity. The transcript has 13 exons. The coding region runs from base 1920 to 3797 and encodes 625 amino acids. The record is from RefSeq and is a predicted model, not a curated record.